Molecule: messenger RNA, 201 nt
Organism: Dentiscutata heterogama
Lineage: Eukaryota; Fungi; Glomeromycota; Glomeromycetes; Diversisporales; Gigasporaceae
Source: the annotation of a GenBank genome assembly
UACGAUGAUACCGCUGAUGAUUCUUCUUCUGAUUUGCAAUAUUUUACCUUUGAGCAUAAUAAUCAUAGAGAGACAAGAAUUAAUUACACAAUAGAUUAUGAAGAUUUAUUUAUGACCGAAGAACAAGAUUAUAUCACAGAUUAUGUUACAGAUUCUGAAGAUUUAGUUAUGACAGAUUAUGCCAUGGAUUCUAAAUAUUAA